Oncorhynchus keta (chum salmon) is the source of this 1669-nucleotide messenger RNA. RefSeq names its product metadherin a (gene mtdha). The coding region runs from base 101 to 1414 and encodes 437 amino acids. Gene Ontology annotation, biological process: regulation of transcription by RNA polymerase II; positive regulation of canonical NF-kappaB signal transduction; negative regulation of apoptotic process. Gene Ontology annotation, molecular function: transcription coregulator activity. Gene Ontology annotation, cellular component: nucleus. The transcript is spliced from 9 exons. The record is from RefSeq and is a predicted model, not a curated record. NCBI's taxonomy places the organism in Eukaryota, Metazoa, Chordata, Actinopteri, Salmoniformes, Salmonidae.
CGUCAGUCCGUCCAAGCCCCUCCCCCAGCUAGCAGCGGUAGCUAACAAGUUAGUGGUGCUAGCAGUGGCUAAGCUACAUGCUAGCUGGCGCUUUGAGAAGAUGGCAACGGACUGGCAAACUUCAGCUAUUGAGCAAGCCGAAUUGAUAUCCAGUCGUCUCAGAGAGCUGUUAUCCACCGGGGAGGGAUAUAUCCGAUCGGAGUUUGGGGUGGAAUUGGGACUUACGCCUGAGCUGUACCCGUCAUGGGCGAUUCUCUCCGCGGCGGCCGCGGUGGGGCUGCUGGUCCUGUCGUGGGCCGCGGUCUGUAGCGGACUCUUCGGUGGGAAAAAGCUAGGAGCUCCGGUUACACAAGACAGUGGUGAUUCCCUCAAGGCCCAAGUGAAUAAGAUUGUGAAGCCCGAGGCACAAAAUAAAAAGACUAAAAAGAAAUCUACUGAAAAGAAGGCUCAGUAUAAUGAACGAACAGUUCCACAGCCUCAGGAUGAAGUGACAGAAGAAACGACCAAACCUUCCCCAGACAUUACAACUGAGGUGAAGAAAACCAAGAAGAAAGCCAAACCCGAGGUGAAACCAGCCAAGAGGGUUUCUGCUGGCGAUGGCAAAGAGCCUGAUGAUGGUGCGUGGGAGACUAAGGUGAGUAACCGGGAGAAGCGGCAGCAGAAGAGGAAGGAGAAGGGGCCUGACGGGUCAGGAAGCCCGGAGGGGGUGGCGGUACCUCACCGCCAGGUGGAACAGCCUCCUCUCACCGCCCCGGUCAACAGGAAGAACAGAGAGCCCUUGCACCUGAGGCCUGGGAAAGGAGAUUCUUUCACGACACCAGUGUCCACCAGCUGGAGAGAGGAGCCGUCAGUGAACGGUGGAGGGUGGCCAGAUAUCUCCAUGAAGCUGCCCACCCAUAUAUGCUCUUCAGAUGGGGAGAAGUGGCCGGCCAUCCCUAAAGGACCUCGACACUUGAACUCUGAACCCACCUGGAGACAGGACACUGAAGGGUCGUGGAGUGGGGUUGAUGGGAGGAUGAAGACUGAACUAAACACAUUACCCUCUGUACUUGGACUGAAGACUAUAGAGCACAUCACCCAUCCUGCCUCUGAGCUGCAGUGGGAAUGCCCCUCUCCUUCUGAUGAGUGGUCAGGAUUAAGCGGUAUUGCAGCAGUGGACCCCAGCUCAGACUGGAACGCCCCUACAGAGCUGUGGGGGAACUAUGAGGGACCCCCGGUGGUAGAGGCCCCCGGCCCCCCGCCCCAGGACCCUGCACCCAACCACCCCCAGGGGGCACAGGGGUCAGACGAUGACAAGGAGAAGGAUGACUCUGCCGGGGGGGCUGCCAGGUCCAAGAAGAAGAAGAGGAAGAAGAAAGCCGAGGAAGGUGGUCCUACAGGCCAGGUAACAGACGUGGUCCUACAGGCCAGGUAACAGACGUGUGGUCCUACAGGCCAGGUAACAGACGUGGUCCUACAGGCCAGGUAACAGACGUGUGGUCCUACAGGCCAGGUAACAGACGUGUGGUCCUACGGGCCAGGUAACAGACGUGUGGUCCUACGGGCCAGGUAACAGACGUGUGGUCCUACGGGCCAGGUAACAGACGUGUGGUCCUACGGGCCAGGUAACAGACGUGUGGUCCUACGGGCCAGGUAACAGACGUGUGGUCCUACGGGCCAGGUAACAGAC